AUGAAGUUUAUGAAGUACGCCAACUUCUUCUACAAAGGUGUGGGUAUAGAGCCCUAUGCGACCGAGUCUCGACCGCAGGCCAACAGCCUGAGGGCUAACCUCAUCUUCUGGGCAAAUGUGCUCAACCUGAGUGCGAUUACGUCCGGGGAGAUCAUCUAUUUGGGCGUUUCUCUCGCUGAGGGAAAGCUCCUCGAGGCCGUCACUGUGAUGUCCUACAUCGGAUUCGUAAUUGUGGGCAUGAGCAAGAUGUUUUUCAUCUGGUGGAAGAAGCCUGCCUUGAGCGAAAUGGUGCGGGACCUGGAGCACAUCUAUCCCAAAGGAAAAGCAGCGGAGGAGGAGUACAGACUGGACAGCUAUCUGCGCUCCAGCUCCCGUAUAAGUGUCACCUAUGCGUUGCUCUACUCCGUGCUGAUUUGGACCUUCAAUCUCUUCAGCAUUAUGCAGUUUUUGGUCUACGAAAAGUGGUUGCAUCUCCGCGUGGUGGGCCUGGCGCUGCCGUAUACGGUGUACUAUCCAUGGAACUGGGAGGCCCCCUGGUCGUAUUACCUGCUACUCUUCUGCCAGAACUUUGCUGGCUAUACCUCAGCGGCGGGACAGAUCUUCACAGAUCUCCUGCUCUGCGCUGUGGCCACUCAGGUGGUGAUGCACUUCGAUCAUCUGUCAAAGGUGCUGGAAAGCCACAAACUGAGUGGCAACUGGGAAGAGGAUUCACGAUUUCUGUUCAACACCGUCCAGUACCACCAGCGGAUUCUUCGCCUCUCGGAAGUGCUGAAUGAAAUCUUUGGCAUCCCAUUGCUACUAAACUUUAUGGUCUCCACAUUUGUCAUCUGCUUUGUGGGCUUCCAGAUGACAGUGGGCGUGCCGCCUGAUAUCAUGAUAAAGCUCUCCUUGUUCCUGUUCUCGUCGCUCUGUCAGGUGUAUCUGAUCUGCCAUUACGGCCAGUUGAUUGCCGAUUCGAGUUUUAGUCUUUCAAGUGCUGCAUACAAACAGAACUGGAACCAUGCCGACAGUCGCUAUCGUUUGGCUUUGGUCUUUAUAAUAGCCAGGGCCCAGAAAACCACUCAUCUGAAGGCCACUGUCUUCAUGAACAUCACGAGGGCCACUAUGACAGACCUACUGCAAAUAUCAUACAAGUUCUUUGCCUUGCUGCGCACCAUGUAUGUGAAAUAGAGAGAGAGAGGCCAGAGAGGACCAGAACCCAGACGAUGAGAGAUCCCUAAGUCCCUAAGCCCAGCGCUCUGUACCUCACUCAUGCCAUGCUUUCAAAAGCUCAACGGAAAAAUAAUUAUGCGGAGGCAUGGGCUAUGUACACGCAUGUCCAUUCUUGAUGCUUCAGCUC
This is a messenger RNA of Drosophila subobscura, 1339 nucleotides long. RefSeq names its product odorant receptor 85c (gene Or85c). Gene Ontology annotation, molecular function: odorant binding; olfactory receptor activity. Gene Ontology annotation, biological process: detection of chemical stimulus involved in sensory perception of smell; sensory perception of smell. The record is from RefSeq and is a predicted model, not a curated record. Gene Ontology annotation, cellular component: plasma membrane. NCBI's taxonomy places the organism in Eukaryota, Metazoa, Arthropoda, Insecta, Diptera, Drosophilidae. The coding region runs from base 1 to 1170 and encodes 389 amino acids. The transcript has 3 exons.